Molecule: messenger RNA, 1278 nt
Organism: Cottoperca gobio
Lineage: Eukaryota; Metazoa; Chordata; Actinopteri; Perciformes; Bovichtidae
Product: P2X purinoceptor 5-like
Exons: 12
Biological process (GO): response to ATP; calcium ion transmembrane transport
Cellular component (GO): plasma membrane
Molecular function (GO): extracellularly ATP-gated monoatomic cation channel activity; purinergic nucleotide receptor activity
Source: RefSeq, a predicted model, not a curated record
AUGGCCGGGAGAGUUUACCAAGGACGCUUCCUCUCCUUAUUCGACUAUAAAACGGAAAAAUACAUUGUCGCCAAAAAUAAAAAAGUUGGAGUUUUGUACCGACUUAUUCAGUUAUCUAUCAUCGGUUACAUAAUUGGGUGGGUUUUUGUAAGCAAGAAAGGCUACCAGGAGAAAGAUGAAGCCAUCCAGAGCUCUAUUAUAACUAAACUAAAGGGAGUCUCUGUGACUAACACCACUGAGUCUGGUGUGCUGGUGUGGGGACCGGAGGACUACGUCAUCCCCCCACAGGGUGAAGCUGUUCUGUUUGUUGUAACCAAUUUCUUAGAGACGCCAAACCAGAAAAUGGAUUACUGUGCUGAGAGCCCCAAAGUGCUGCACGGUCACUGUCGAGAUGACGAGGACUGUGAAGAGGGGAAGAUGGUAGUGGCUGGUAACGGAAUUAUGAGUGGCCAAUGCUUAAGAAAAGAUGAAAACUCUACUGGUACCUGUGAAAUAUACGGCUGGUGUCCCAUUGAAAGAAAAUUCAAACCACAAGGGCCUCUGCUGACAAACGCUCAAAACUUCACCAUCUACAUCAAGAAUUUCAUCCAAUUUUCCAAAUUCAAAUUUUCAAAGUCCAACGUUCUCGACACGAUGGAUGAAUCCUAUUUGAGGAAAUGCCAAUUUGGCGAGAAGCUCCACCCGUACUGCCCCAUCUUUAGCCUGGGUGACAUCGCCAGACGGGCCGGAUGCAACUUUCAGGACAUGGCCACAUUUGGCGGCUCCAUUGGCAUUAUGAUAGAGUGGGACUGUGACCUUGACAAAGGCUACUCUAACUGCCAUCCUCAGUACCACUUUACACGUCUGGACAUCAGCAUCUCCAACAAAACCAUCGCAACAGGAUUUAACUUCAGACACACUCGUUAUUUCAAAAAUGCUGCCGGUGAAAGCUAUAGAUCUCUGUUCAAAGUUUAUGGUAUCAGAUUUAACAUCAUGGUACACGGAAAGGCUGGGAAGUUCAGCAUCGUCCCAACAGCCAUCAAUGUUGCUUCAGGACUGGCUUUAAUGGGAGCUGGAGCUUUCUUCUGCGAUAUGGUCCUUCUCUACCUAAUGAAGAAGGGCGGCUCUUAUCGAGAGAGGAAGUUUGAAGGAUCCAAGUAGGAAAAGCAACACAGUCACUUCAAAUUGCUCACACUCAGAUGCUACACCUGUGUAGGUGAAGAUGACGAGGACUGUAAGAUGGAGACAGAGUGCCCGGCAACAGCUCAGUACUGCAUGACCAUGCAAUACGGUAGUUAA